AGCUGGGAGCUGGUCCCUGUGUUCAUGGCUCCAGCCCUGUGCCGGAGCUGCCGCAGCGCCAUGCCAGUGCCAGCCUGGGCGAGUGAAGUCUGCGAGGGGCUUGGUCCGUCUGCUCUCCCCAGCCCAGGAAAGGGUGCACGGACAGACCUGUUCCCCCCUCCGGCAGCCCCAGUGAUGCUUGGUCACCAGCGGGCACCGUGCCCGGAGCCUUGGGCAUGGAGGACCCUCAUGGGAGCUGGUGAUGUGAUUGCCCAGCAGCUGGUGGAGCAGCGGGGACUGCAGGGGCACCAGGGCGCCCGCACCAUGAAGAUGAUGGCCAUUGGCUUCUGCUUUGUGGGCCCCGUCGUGGGCGGCUGGUACAGGAUCCUGGAUCGGCUCGUCCCGGGGGCCACCAAAGUGGUGGCCGCGAAGAAGAUGGUCCUGGACCAGGGGGGCUUCGCGCCGUGCUUCCUCGGCUGCUUCCUUGCCAUCACGGGGGCCAUGAACGGUCUGUCGGUGGAGGAGAACUGGUCCAAGAUCCAGCAGGACUACACGGAUGCCCUGCUGACCAACUACUGCAUCUGGCCGCCGGUGCAAUUGGCAAACUUCUACUUGGUGCCCCUGCAGCACAGGCUGGCCGUCGUCCAGUGCGUCGCCAUCGUCUGGAACUGCUACCUCUCCUGGAAAGCAAAUCGGAUGUGAGGGGGAGCCGUGUCCCCCUUGGCUCUGCCCGGUCUCCGCAGCCCCUGGAACCGGCCCCCGUGGCUGCGGGCAGAGACGGGAUGAGCAGGGUCCCGCAGCAGCCGCCCCGUCCCACUCGCUCCUCGGGGACCUCGUCCUGCAGCUACGGCUGUCACUGCCCCAGGGACACACGGGGGAGGUGGCGGUGACGGGUCCACCUUGAGACAGGAGGGAGCUUGGGGCUGCUCCAGGCCCAGCAGCUCUGCCCCUCGAGGUGCUCCUCCGUCCGGGAUCACUCCUCUCCCCGGCCCGUGGCCCCACACAGCGUGUUCCCGCUGCGGCGUCGCUCUGCCCUUCCCCGGCGUGGAUCCUGGAGGGCGAGGGGCCGGAGUGGUGGGUGCCGGUGGUGCUGGAGGUUGGGCACUGCCCAGCUCAGUGCCCAGCUGGUGCUGCCUGCCCCACUGCCUGCCCCACUGCCUGCUGCAGUUCGGGUGCGCUGCCCCCCAAAAUGGAUUUCUCUCUGCUGUGGACAGUUGUAGCACCCAAUA
Messenger RNA from Calidris pugnax (ruff), 1208 nucleotides. It is a transcript of the gene MPV17, whose product is annotated as MpV17 mitochondrial inner membrane protein. The record is from RefSeq and is a predicted model, not a curated record. The coding region runs from base 25 to 681 and encodes 218 amino acids. NCBI's taxonomy places the organism in Eukaryota, Metazoa, Chordata, Aves, Charadriiformes, Scolopacidae. The transcript is spliced from 7 exons. Gene Ontology annotation, cellular component: membrane; cytoplasm.